Molecule: messenger RNA, 1098 nt
Organism: Prorocentrum cordatum
Lineage: Eukaryota; Dinophyceae; Prorocentrales; Prorocentraceae
Source: the annotation of a GenBank genome assembly
AUGGGAGCGGCCUGGCCCGGCCUGUCCACAAGGGCCGCAUGCCCCUGGGCGGCGUUGUUCUCGGUGGCCCUGGCGGCCGCACCGUCCGCUGGAGCGGCGGCGGCGGCGGCCGUCCAGACAAUGCUGGAGCCAGGCAUCAGCUGCGCGCAGGCCGGGCUGCAGCACAUACUGGACGAGUCUCUGUGCAUCGCAUUUGCCGAGGACACUCUCGGGCUGGACGUCGACGAUGAGGACGAGUACGCUGCCAGCCUUGGCGGGGGAGCCUACGGUUGCGUGUACAUGCUUCGCGGCAGGCCCGCCGUUGUCUUCAGCACGCACGGCAACGCAACAUACGAGUCGCCAGACGCCAGGAGUAUCUGUAUCGGGUCCACCACGCCGACCUCUACAACCACUCCGAGCGCAAUGGCGAACACCACCAUGACUGCGAUACGAAACCCACGUGCUCCACCUCCGCCUACCACUUCCACGUUCACAACCUCCAGGACUCGGACGAGUUCCACGCCUGCCAUGCUCGGCUCCACGCCCACCACGACGCUGCCCACCGCGGCCGCGAUGUCCGCUCAAGUGGGCUCCGUAGCAGCGCCUGGGCCGCGCGGGCUGGACAGCGCGAGCUCGUGGCUCCUGGCCGGCAUCUUCAUAGGCUCCAUGGUCAGCACGGCGCUCUUCCUCUGCACUUGGUGCGGCGGCGGAUCUGCGGAGCAAGUCCGCUGUGCUCCCUCGGUGAGGCCUACGAGGGGGGCCGGUGCAGCGCUGCCCCCCAUCCACGCUGGCAGUCCGCAAGCUGCGGGCGCCUGGCGGACGCGACGGCUCGCGCGGGUGCAUCGUCCUUGUGGCAUCCCCUCAUGCCACCCUGUGCUGAUGCUGCGGCUGCUGGCGCCAACGUGGUUGCCGCUGGUACAGCGGCGCGCGCAGGCAGCUGCUGCGCGGCAGCACGGGGCGCGCUGGCGCCGGCCUGGCGCGACGCAAGCGCCGGCGCUGCUGAUACUGCUGCUGCUGCUACUACUGCUCUUGCCAGCGCUGCUGUUGCUGCUGCAUGCAGCUGGCGCUGCAACUGCCGUUGCCUGCAUCCAGCUGGGGGGUCGGGGUGGCCGAGCACUG